Messenger RNA from Miscanthus lutarioriparius, 1026 nucleotides. Lineage: Eukaryota; Viridiplantae; Streptophyta; Magnoliopsida; Poales; Poaceae. The record is from the annotation of a GenBank genome assembly.
AUGGUGAUGCUAUCGGGCAUCGGGGCCAGGAAGCCGCCUCCCUUCCUCGUCGUCCUCCUCCUCGUACUCCAAGCGCUCCCGCGCCAUCCGGCGCCUCCCGUCACUGCCCAGGCCGCCUGUCGCGCCGCCGGCGCCGCACCCCGCCGGGCCUUCGUCGCGGAACGCUCCGGGGUGCACGCGCGCGACCUCCGCGUCGUCGGACCCCUUCUCUCCCGCUGCCCCAGCAUCCUCGCUCGAGAGAAGGCCAUGGUGAUCAAUCUAGAGUUCAUAAGAGCUAUUGUAACCGCUGAUGAAGUCCUGCUGCUGGAACCUCUUGCUCAGGAGGUUAUUCCUUUCAUCGAUAAAUUGAGGCGGCAUUUUCCAUUGAAGAGCGUGGAUGUUGAUGUUGGUGCCACACAAGUGGGUAAUGUGGAUGGCAAGCAUGCUAAAACUGGUGCAGAGUGUGGGCUCCCCUUUGAGUUUCAGGUCAGAGAUGAAGUAGAGCAUCUUUUGGAUCAUAAUGAAAAUAUGGCACAACUACACCUAUCAAGGAAGCAAAUAAAAAGUCCGCAGGAUGAAGCUCUACUGGUUUCUUCUGCUUUAAAUUGCAAUUUUCCUUCAAAAACAAACCUGGAUAUACGAAAUUCUGUUAUUAACCAAGCCACGGGCAUUGCUGUGGUUGCGCCAUUGGACGACGAUGUAGGAGACCUAGAGAUGCUACUUGAAUCUUAUUUCAUGCAGCUGGAUGGAAUUCGCAACAGAAUUAUGAUGGUCCGAGGAUAUAUCGUUGACACAGAAGACUACAUCAACAUCCAACUUGACAACCAACGCAAUGGACUUAUUCAGCUCCAUCUCAUACUGAUUAUUGUAUCCUUUGGCAUAUCCAUCAACACGUUGAUAUCUGCAUCGUUUGCCAUCAACAUGCCUCAAAAUGGGGACUAUAAGAAGUUUGAACAGGCUACUCGGCAGUUGAGGUCAGCGUUAGAUAAAUCUAGAAAGGUUGUCUUCGCAAUGCCUCAUGACUUGAAGGAAACUGGCCUGGUAUAG